Molecule: messenger RNA, 591 nt
Organism: Diversispora eburnea
Lineage: Eukaryota; Fungi; Glomeromycota; Glomeromycetes; Diversisporales; Diversisporaceae
Source: the annotation of a GenBank genome assembly
AUGAAGAGUGGAGAAAAAUGGCAAAAUUGGAAAAAUAUAAAAACUACAAUAACUCAAAAUAGAAACAACAAUAAGGAAAAAGAAGUUAAAUUUUGGGAUAUUCCUGUAGGCAUGCGCGAACAAGAAUUCAAACACAUGCUUAAUCACAAAUUUGAAAAAGUAAUUUCAUGUACAAUGUCUACAAGAGGUAUGUGGUUAUCAGCAAUUGCAUAUUUUGAUGAUCCUAAUAUUUUAGAACAAAUUUUAUUUGAAUGGUCACAAAUGGUAGGAGAAGAGUCAUGCAAGGUAUCAAUUUCAAGUAUGACAUUUACAGAAUUAAAAAAUAGAGAUGCACAUACAGUUAAAUUAAUUAAUUUAUCAUCUGAUAUGUUACCACAUGAGUUACAUGUAAUCAUAACACAAAUGGAAGUAAAAACAUAUUAUUUCCCUCGAAACCUCUAUGGGAAAAAGAAAAGAAUGACAAUUAUAACAUUAGAAAGUGAAGAAGAAAAAAGGAAACUUAUAGAACAAACAUGGAAAGCAGAAGAAUAUAUAAUUAAAAUAGUGGAUAUAAAAACAAAGACAUGUCAUAGAAAGAACAUUUGGUAUUGA